GUUGAUAAAGAAACAUGGUAUUCACCCUUACCUGAAUCACUUACAGGAAGCAUUACACAUCCUGCAGCCAAUAUUACAAGUCUAGGACAAACCACAUCUUUUGCAGAACAAUGGACAAUGGAUAUUGUUGAGAAACAGGGAUGCACAACAAGUAUAUGUCGACAAAGUGCAGAGCAAGUUUAUUCAAAUCGAUCGACUGGAUGCCAAACUAGUUGUUGGUAACGACACCCGAAUCAAGGUCCAAAACCUAGCACGACAAAAACGAUUCCAUGCCAAACAUGAAACAAGGUUUAGUCGAAAACAGCAGAAAGCAAUGGGUAUGUUGAGUCUACCCAAAAAGGACUUGAAGUUUGAGGUGUUUGUUCCAUUGCAUACACUUUGGAUGGGCUAUAUUUGCCAAGUGAUUGGAAUUCAGAAUCCAUUAAAUAAAGCGACUCUCUCUCAGCAAGAGGAAAAACCAGAUAUGGCUACGGAUCUAACAUUGGAACAGUCAGAAACUGUAUUGGCGAAGCUGAUCAAAGCUGAUUUUCAUGGUGCUUUCCUUACAGUGGUCAAGUCAAAGUGUCCUAGUAAUAUAGGCAUUUCUGGAAUUGUAAUCAAGGACACUGAGAAUAUGUUUCAUCUUAUUUCUCGUAAAAAUACUCUCAAAGCUAUCCCAAAACAAGGCAACGUAUUCACGUUUGGAGUCGGCAAUUCCCUCAUUACCUUGUAUGGAAAUCAGUUUCGUACUCGUCCCGCAGAUAGAGCCAGCAAGAAAUUCAAGGCAAAGCCAAGUGUUGCGCUUUGA
This is a messenger RNA of Batrachochytrium dendrobatidis JAM81, 787 nucleotides long. RefSeq lists its product as uncharacterized. Gene Ontology annotation, cellular component: ribonuclease P complex; ribonuclease MRP complex. The record is from RefSeq and is a predicted model, not a curated record. Gene Ontology annotation, molecular function: ribonuclease P RNA binding. The transcript is spliced from 4 exons. Gene Ontology annotation, biological process: rRNA processing; tRNA 5'-leader removal. The coding region runs from base 314 to 787 and encodes 157 amino acids. NCBI's taxonomy places the organism in Eukaryota, Fungi, Chytridiomycota, Chytridiomycetes, Rhizophydiales.